Botrytis byssoidea is the source of this 1221-nucleotide messenger RNA. RefSeq lists its product as uncharacterized. The record is from RefSeq and is a predicted model, not a curated record. The transcript has 6 exons. NCBI's taxonomy places the organism in Eukaryota, Fungi, Ascomycota, Leotiomycetes, Helotiales, Sclerotiniaceae. Bases 1 to 1221 code for a protein of 406 amino acids. Gene Ontology annotation, molecular function: iron ion binding; oxidoreductase activity, acting on paired donors, with incorporation or reduction of molecular oxygen, reduced flavin or flavoprotein as one donor, and incorporation of one atom of oxygen; heme binding.
AUGGAGCAUGCAAAACAGUCCAAACUACUAGAGAGAUGGGCCAAUAGAUUUGAACAAUUUGGAGACACAUUUGCCGCAGUUCUACUUGGUAAUCCCAUGAUUGCCACUAUUGACCAGUUAAAUGUGCAGACAAUGCUUGGUUCAAACUUCAAAGAUUAUGGAGUACAACCUCUGAGGAGAUCUGCCACCCUUCCCUUCUUAGGCGAAGGUGUAUUUACAAUGGAUGGUUCAUUUUGGCAGCACCCGCGUACUCUGAUGCGUCCUACUUUCACCAGAGCUAAUGUUGCCAAUCUACCUUCAUUCGAAAAGAAUCUGCAAAAGUUCUUCAAACUGUUACCGGAAGAUGGGUCCACUGUUGAUUUGAAACCACUGUUAUGCAAACUAUUCAUCGAUACAUCUACUGAAUUUCUCUUCGGCGAAUCCAUGGACAUGCUUUCUCCAGAGCAACCUGUUCGAUCCCAGGAGUUUCUCGACGCUUUCCACUACGGCCAAUUUGGCACUGGACGACGCCUUCAGCUAGGGAAACUGGCGUUUCUGUAUCGUGAUAAAAAAUACUAUGAUUCUAUCAAAUUAGCACAUGCAUUCGCCGACUUUUACGUUGACAAAGCAAUAGAAUACCGUGCCGAUCGUCUGUCAAAAAUAAAACUUUCCGAAAAAGAUGGAUCUGGACAUAAGUAUGUUCUACUACUUGAUAUGGCUAUGCAGACCGACAAUCGGAACGAACUUCGAAGUCAAAUUCUGCAUGUGUUUCUUGCGGGACACGAAUCGAGCGCUAUCACUAUCGGGAAUGCACUAUUCCAACUUUCUCAAAACCCAAGCGUGUGGGGAAAGCUUCGUCAGGAAAAUGUCAUCAAAGAAACACUUCGUCUUUAUCCCGUAGCUAGCAUUGCUUCAAGAAAAGCAUACAAGGAUGGAAUUCUUCCGAGAGGCGGCGGUCCCGAUGGCAAAUCUCCCAUCUUUGUUCGAAAAGGCACCGUGAUUAUCACUCCUCUGUAUAGUCUUCACAGACUAGUAGAUUGUUUCCAGCCAGAUGGAGAUAAAUUCUUCCCUUUCCUCUGGGAAGACCCAUCUCUCCGUCCGGGAGAAGCCUACAUACCUUUUGGUUGGGGCAUCCGUACAUGUCCUGCCCAACACCUCGCAGAAAUAGGAAUUGCAUAUACAUUAGCACGUAUGGCACAGAAAUGGAAGUAUCUGGAGUGUAGAGAUGAGGUGGAAGAAUAG